GGCAUUUUCGAGAAUAUAUUUUCCCGGGUGCGUAUAUCUAUACGGAUAACCGGGACGAUGUUCUUUCAAAGCAAAUCUCGUGAUUUGAGAUUCUCAUGUCACAUUACCACGUUAACAGCUCGCAACUCGCGUACAGCUUAUUACGUGUGUUAGAAGUAGCACCGGCCACUGUUGACCGUAAGUGUCCCUGAGUACCGCGCGCCAGUCGUUACACUCACCUGGAGACACUUCAACAGGAAGGAAGAGUUCGCAGGACACAAUGGCCGAGAACCUCGACAAGACGGUUCAGAGCGUCGCUGUGUACGAGGCGGAGUUGCAGUCGGUCCUGCCACUGGAUAAUCCCGACGCCAUUGUCGAUCUCGGCGUCACAAACUGCUUCUGCAGCGAAUGGCUGGAGCUGCGUGCUCUAAUCAGCCGUUUCGCGGGGCUCCGACGCCUGCGGUGCGUCGCCUGCGCGAUCGAACCGAGUCAACUGCUCCUGUUGACGCUGGAACGGCUCCCGAACCUCGAGGAACUCGAGCUCUCCCUCGUUCAAGAGGCGGUCGUCGACUCGGAGAUCAGCAAAGUGCGCGGGACAGCGUCUCAAAAGCAGGGCGUCGCCCUAGCCCAAAGCCUGCGUCGCCUGUACGUCGAGGUCGGCGGCGACCGCAACUUCGAGCUCCUCCGGGAGCUUCUCAACUUCUACUUGAACCUGACCGAACUACACGUCCACCUCGUGAGGGGAUCCUUCCCGAAUUCUCUGUCGCAGUGUCGCCGCCUUCGGGAAGAACUCGUCAAACUGGAAAGGUUCGCGUUCACCUCCGAACUGCCGGUUUCCGUUCCGUUUCCGAACGAGAUGGAUCCACCGUCGGCGUUCGCGAACCGCGCGAGCAUCUGCGGCAACGUACGUCACAGGAGGUCGGACGACUGGUGGAGCUGCGUCGAACUAAAUCACCUCGCGUACGGUUCGUGUCGAGCGCUAACUCUUCCGUCGCAGCUUGCCGUGGUUGCCGUUUCAGCCGCGGACGAUACGCUGGCGGAAAGCUUCCGUCUCGCGGGUCGCCGAAACGUCUGGGUGCACGUCCGCCAACUCUGUCUCCUGAUGCUCCCGCCAGUGGCCUCCAUCGAAUUCUACCCGACGACAGCCGCCGCUUCCCGCGGCUGUCUUGGCCAGUUCUUCUCCGUCGCCCUAGAGCACGUCGUCGAGCUGAACCUGAACUCGUUCCACUUUCGGUCCGACCUCGACCUGAUAAAACUGCUACCGAAAGGGACCCUCAGACGCCUGCAGGCGCUCUCUGCACCGCCCUGUGGGUUUCCAAGCCAGUCCGCCGUACGCCGUCUGCCAACGAGGUGCCCCAACCUUCGAGAACUGGACGUGCGGAUCGACACGCGAGGGGGACAGUUCCGGUGCGGUUCCUGCGAGCUUCUCCAACUCAACGCCAUACCUUCUAAAGCCAGGGUCCCCUCGGUAGUUCAUAGUGGUAUUGCCAGGCUGACAGUCUGUCACGUGCCCGCGCAUGUACUGCUGUGGUACGCCAAGUGCUGCCCAGCGGCGGUAACGGUGCGACUGGCCGACUGGCCCGGUGAUGCCGGCGGACUGAAGUACGACUUUCUGGCACCCCUUACCGGAGGGAACAGCCCCGUCCGUUGCCUCGUUCUUCGGCAUAAAUACCUGCCGAUCAGGGAUCCGCACCUGCAGGUGAGUCCCUUAGCCCGCCUGACCAACCUUCAGCACCUGUGCCUUCUGACGUCGGCGAGAGUCACGUACGCCGGGGCGUGGAAGUUCGUGCUGGACGUCACCGCCAGAAUGCGUCAGCUGAAAUGCCUGCACCUGCACUACGUGUGCGACACCGAGCGGCGAGUCACGUGGGUGCGAGGACGGCAAUAUGGCGGCGCCCCGUUUCGAGACAGUCCCUGCUUUGCGUGUUGCUCGACGGCCACGUUCAUUGGACUCGUCAAGCCGGUUAACCGCGACUGCGAAACGGUGCCGCCGCCAUAAGCGGAAUCAAGGCGGACGGAUGCCGUUAUACCCGAGGUCCUGAGGAGGCGACUUACUGUAUAUAGUGACAAGUGUUCUAAUAAAUAGUUCAGCGGGUUCGGGAUGUUCAGCUAUAUUUAAGGCGACAGC
Rhipicephalus sanguineus (brown dog tick) is the source of this 2107-nucleotide messenger RNA. RefSeq lists its product as uncharacterized. Lineage: Eukaryota; Metazoa; Arthropoda; Arachnida; Ixodida; Ixodidae. Bases 260 to 1978 code for a protein of 572 amino acids. The record is from RefSeq and is a predicted model, not a curated record. The transcript is spliced from 2 exons.